Diutina rugosa is the source of this 2109-nucleotide messenger RNA. It is a transcript of the gene TRP2, whose product is annotated as anthranilate synthase. Lineage: Eukaryota; Fungi; Ascomycota; Pichiomycetes; Serinales; Debaryomycetaceae. The transcript is spliced from 2 exons. Bases 1 to 2109 code for a protein of 702 amino acids. Gene Ontology annotation, molecular function: anthranilate synthase activity. The record is from RefSeq and is a predicted model, not a curated record. Gene Ontology annotation, biological process: L-tryptophan biosynthetic process.
AUGUCCUCUAACCAUUCGUACCAACCCAAUGAGAACGUGGUUCUCUUGAGACAGACCAAUCAGCUUGUUGGCUUGUAUCUGAUUAUCCGUGAUGUUAACACCAAGCGUGGCGAUUUUGUCUUUUACCUGGACCGUAUCAUCAGAUUAUUAGUGGAAGAGGGGCUCAAUUUGUUGCCCGUCGAGAAGUGCACCAUCAAGUGCCACGGCAAUAAUGAAUACGCCGGGGCCAAGUUUUUGGGGAAGAUUUGUGGGGUGUCGAUCGUUAGAGCUGGCGAAUCGAUGGAAAUGGGUUUGCGUGACUGCUGCCGGUCGGUUCGCAUUGGUAAGAUUUUGAUCCAAAGAGAUGAAGAGACCGCCAUGCCCAAAUUGUUCUACGAAAAGUUGCCCGAAGACAUCAGCGAUCGUUACGUGUUUUUGUUGGACCCGAUGUUGGCCACUGGCGGGUCGGCGAUGAUGGCGGUGGAAGUCUUGCUCGCUCGCGGGGUGAAGGCCGAGCGCAUCUUCUUCCUCAACUUGUUGGCUGCUCCCGAAGGGAUCAAGGCCUUCCAAGACAAGUACCCCGACGUCAAGAUUAUCACCGGUGCCAUCGACGAUAAGUUGAACGGGGACAAGUACAUCAUCAUCGCUGAUGAUGUUUCGCUGCCAAAACCCAACCUCUACCCCGUGUUUAAGUUUGUCCUCUCUGAUGAAUUGACGGUGCACAACGCCUAUCUCCGACUUGCUAAACUCAACGAUGCCAACAGAUCGCCGAACUUCUUGUUUGAACUGGCUGUGAAAGGUGACACUGUCGACCGAUACUCGUUUAUAGGCGUGAACCCUCGCAAGAUCAUUCGCACUGGCGAUGACGACAAGUACGGGCCCGGGAACACUAACGUCGACCCGAUCACGGUGUUGGAGCAAGAGUUGGCUCAAUACCGUCAAGCACGUUUGCCCGGGGUGCCUAAAUAUGCUGGUGGGGCCACUGGCUACAUCUCAUAUGACUGCAUCAAAUAUUUCGAACCUAAGACCAGACGGCCACUUAAGGAUGUUUUACAAGUGCCUGAAGCGGUGCUUAUGUUGUGCGAUUGUGUGGUUGCAUUUGAUCACGUGUAUCAAAGAUUCCAGAUUGUGUACAACGUUGGCGUUGAUGACGUUGACGGCGAUUACGACAAAGCCGUGAAGGAAAUCGAGCGCAUCGAGCAGCUCUUGACGGAUACCACGAUCACCUACGAUGAAGUCAAUCCUGAGCAAUCUCCGAUCAAGCUUGGUCAAACUUUCACCUCUAAUAUUGGCCAAGAAGGGUAUGAGGGUCACGUCACUACGCUUAAGAAGCACAUCAAAAAGGGUGACAUCAUUCAGGCGGUGCCGUCGCAACGGGUGGCUCGUCCAACAAGCUUGCACCCUUUCAACAUCUACCGUCACUUGCGGACGGUGAACCCAUCGCCUUACAUGUUCUACAUUGACCUCGUCGAGUUCCAAAUCAUUGGGGCGUCGCCGGAACUUUUAGUACAGUCAGAUGUUCACAACAAGGUCAUCACCCACCCGAUUGCCGGAACGAUCAUGCGGGGGAAGACGGCCGAGGAAGAUGAGGCUAAUGCCGAGACGUUGCGGUCUUCGCUCAAAGACCGGGCUGAACACAUUAUGUUGGUUGAUUUGGCUAGAAAUGACAUCAACCGCGUGUGUCAACCCACCACCACAAACGUCGACCGGUUAUUGACGAUUGAGCGGUUCAGUCAUGUGAUGCACCUUGUGUCGCAGGUGCUGGGGGUGUUGCGUGACGACAAGACUCGUUUCGAUGCUUUCAGAUCGAUUUUCCCCGCCGGUACCGUACUGGGGGCUCCAAAGGUGAGAGCGAUGGAAUUGAUUGGUGAGCUUGAAGGCGAAAAGCGUGGGGUGUACGCCGGGGCGGUGGGUCACUGGAGUUACGAUGGCAAGACGAUGGACACCUGUAUUGCGUUGCGGACAAUGGUAUUCAAGGACGGGAUCGCCUACCUCCAAGCUGGUGGGGGUAUCGUGUUUGACUCGGAUGAGUACGACGAGUACAUCGAAACCAUGAACAAAAUGAGAGCCAACAACAAUACCAUCGUCGAAGCAGAAAAGAUUUGGGCCGAUAAGGUUGGCACACAAUAG